UUCUACCAGUCGCUACUAAUAUCUAGAAUUUUCGAUUUUGAUUUAUAUAAAUGUGAGCGGGAGCAAGAAAGGUAGUUCAGUGUUUAGUUUUUCACAUUGUCAGUGUGCCUAAAAUCUAGUGCUCUACGAACGGUAUUUAAGCUGAAGAUACUGCUUACCGUUCUCGCUAACUUGCUAACGUGAACUAGUUUGGAAGUUGGAAUAUUGUCACUGGACAUAGUGUUGGACUUCAGAAAUUGGUUGUUUGUGAACCUCGUGAGUGAGUCUGUCAAACUUGAAGCCAAAGUCAUCUGAGGGACACCCUUUGCCCUCGUCCAACUAACAAUGGGUAAAGACUACUACAAGACUUUGGGCAUCGACCGCAAUGCCACUGAGGACCAAAUCAAGAAGGCCUACCGGAAGAUGGCCCUCAAGUACCACCCGGAUAAAAACAAGAGCAAGGGUGCCGAGGACAAGUUCAAGGAGAUCUCAGAGGCCUACGAGGUCUUGAGCGACAAGGAGAAGCGCAGCAUCUUUGACAAGUACGGCGAGGAGGGGCUGAAGGGGGGUGGAGGCCCCGCCCCUGGUUCAGGCUCCUUCAAGUCCUGGACCUACCACGGCGACCCCAAUGCCACCUUCCAGAGCUUCUUCGGGGGCCAGGACCCCUUCAAGAUCUUCAUGAACUUUGGUGGGCAAGGGGGUAGUGGCCACCACCGCACCGUCUUCUCGACGGGUGGUGACCCCAUGGAGAUCGACGAUGACUUCGGCUUCCCGGGCUUCGGCAUGUCAGGUAUGACCGGCAUGCCGCAGAGGGGGGCCAAGCGCCAGGACCCAUCCGUCCAUCAUGAUCUCAGAGUGUCACUGGAGGACAUUAACACCGGCUGCGUCAAGAAGAUGAAGAUCUCCCGGCAGGUGCUGAACCCGGAUGGCCGCAGCACCAAACUGGAAGAGAAAGUACUGGAGAUCAACGUCAAGCCUGGCUGGAAAGCGGGAACCAAAAUCACAUUUCCCAAAGAGGGAGACCAGUACCCAGACCGGAUCCCCGCAGACAUUGUGUUCACAUUAAAGGACAAACCCCAUCAGUAUUUCAAGCGGGACGGCAGUAACUUACACUACAAAGCAAAGAUAUCACUCAAAGAGGCCCUGACCGGAACCACUUUGCGGGUGCCCUCCAUCAAAGGCGGCACGAUAUCUUUGCCCUGCAGGGAAAUCAUCAAGCCCAGCUCCGUCAAGCGAGUGAGCGGGGAGGGUCUGCCCUACCCCAAGCAGCCCUCCAAGAGAGGUGACAUGCACGUCAGCUUCGAUGUUGCCUUCCCCGAGUACCUCAAUAGUUCUACCAAAGAGGUUCUAGCCGACUGCCUACCCUGAGAAAGGCAGACAGACGCAUUGAAGCUGUACAAAAGAAGGGCUGUGCCAGCUCUGUGUUCAUUUAAUUGAGGGAAGACUUAUUUAAUUACCAACGUUUACUUUGCCAGUCAGCAGACAAACCGCAAAUAUGCUCAAUUUUAUGUGAGACUUUUGUGUAUUAUCAUACCACGUUCGCAUGGUGCUGUUCUUAGUCGUUAGGAAAUCCCUUGGAAAAUUUCAGGCGGGAAUUUAAAGACAAAACUGCCACAUUGACCGAGGAGGAGUUUAUUUUUAUUUUGUUCACAAUGGACUUCAAAAGCAGAUUAACUUAUUGCCAGUGUCAUAGCAUCCCCGGAGCCGCGUGUGAACACACUCAAGAUAACAUGAAGAUGUUUUUUUCAAUAUUUGUGGUAUUAGCAAAGCACCUAAGUACGUUGGUAGUCCAUGCCAGACUUCAGCCUUGAAGACUGUCAACAUGCACAACUGUUUUGUUUCCUUUCAGUUUUGUAUCAUCAUAUUGUACAUAAAUUUUGUAAUGGUCGGAGCACAUUUCAAGAGAUUUUAUUUUUCGUGGCUGGGCAUCAGAAUCACCCUUCCUGAAGGCUUCUGUCUGCAGUUUGGGCCUUGAAAAAACACCACUCUUGCUUGUUGUAUGAUCUGCAUUGUAGACACAGUAGAUUACUUUUUGUCUUUGAACGACUUACAUGUAGUUUGUUUUGGGUUUUUUUGAGAGUUGUCUCAAAAGGUACUCUCAAAGGGAAAAAAAAUCAGUUGUUCGACAAUGCAGGCAAACAGGAAGACAAAGUGUUGUUUUUUUUUUAAUUUUGGUCCUCAAGGAAGAAGACUAGUUUUGCAAUAUAUUUAUUGAGCGUAUUCAUGCAUAUUUUAUCAGGCAAGUUGUCUGACAUUUCACACUGUGGCAAUUUAAAAAAAAAGGGCUGGGAAAUUGUUUGUUCCAGUUCUAUCCUUAUUUGUCUGUCAAGAUUUCAGCCGAGAUUCAUUAUGUCAGAAUUACAGUGUUCUUCAUGCUUCAGGGGGUUUUCCAAAGGUUUAUACGUCACUUGAAUUGAAAUGUUGUCUUUCGUGUGGUGUUAUAUGUGAGAAAUGAUUUGUUUUAAAAGUUUUACUGUUUUUCAUAAAAAUUAAGGCUAGUGCACAGCCAGAUAUGUUUGAAUGACCCUGAACAAAACACAUCUGCUACAUCAUAGAAUGUAUAUGUUCGUGUUGCUGUUUUCUUUAAAUUCUUAUGUGAUUGUAUUGAGUACUCUUAAAGUCACCUGAUGUAAUUCUGUGAGGAAAAGAGAGACUAUGGUUGCCAGACUAGAACUUGUGUUUUCCCUCAUAAAAGAACUGAGUUUUAGUUUCUAGCAUUUCUUUCUCGAAAUCAAACAAUUUGCUCGGGGAGGACGGUUAAACGGGCGUGUUCGUGAUGGAUGUACACGCGCACAGUAUGUAUUCAUGAUUUUGAGUUGCCCCUGGGUGCCUGGCAUUCACCACACGAUCGUUCUGCUGUCGUAUACAGACAUGUAGAAACACUCGUGUCACUGUCAGCAAUGAGGAAAAAGUGCAAGCACAGAAUAAGAAUGAUUUCGUCUGGAAAAUUUGGCUGUGCCUCCGUAGCAGGUCAAGGUAAACCUAUUACUAUGUGCAGGCAUCAACACUGUGUUUUUUUUUGGGGGGGGGGAGUACCCAUUGGUGUCUGCGGUCUCCCAAUAAUGGUAUGCCAGUGCUUGUGUGUCGAGUCUUUUAUGGUAGUACUGAAGAAAACUUGAGGAAUGUCAGCUAUCGUUUUAGUAUAAUUUAUAAAAUCUGAAAUCUGUAUUAGAUGAUUGAUAGACCUUUGUAUUGAGAUGAAUGGGGUCCCACGAGCACAUUGCCAAGGAAGUUUGUAUCAUAAUGUGUACAUUUGUUCAUAGAGAGAUUUAUGGAAUUAAAGUUUGCCCUUUUGGUGUAGCAAUAUUAAAAGGACAGUUUAGGGUAUUAAUUUAAAAUUACACGUAUGCAUUGAAGGAGCUGCUUUGUCGUCAGUACCUUUUGUAAACUACAUGUCGCUCGUGGUUGUGAAUUGAUGAAUGAAAGCUCUGUUGAACUUACUUUCAUACCAAAAACACCAAGCAAACCCGAAAGAUUCUGAAGCGAGUUUUUGGUGGUAUACUGUUCGCCUGCGUGAUGUUACAUUACAUAAAGUAAAUUGAUUGUUAGGACAGAUUUCCUGUUUGGCUGCUCUACGGCUUUUAGGAAUUCAAAAAUAGUGUUAAAAGGGUCGACAGUGAGAAGAAUAUUUGGAGUGUUGGUGAGUCAUGGUUGUACCAUUCUGUGCAGUGGUGGACGUGAUUGGUGGCCGACGCCAAGAUACUGUAAUCCACGUGAGGAUUUGUUGGUGUGUCAAGGAAAUUGUGUCCGGAAAGGACUUACGGAGGCUGGGCAGGCAGAAAUUAAUGAAUACGUACUUUAGCAACGCUGUAGAAACCAUGGUGAAAAUGGGUCCUUGGCCGUCGAUGAACCUGAUGUGUGCAGAAAUGCACGCAUACAGCCAGGCGUUCAUCGGAUGUCGUCACCCUUGUACGUUUACGCUAGACCUUCAGUGAAGGGGAGGAAAAACUUCGCGGUUUUCCCAUUUUUUUGUAUGAACACGGCAGCACAUUCAUGGGACAUAAUUGUGAGAGAUAUUAACUUGUCACUGGAUGUAAAUCCCCAAAGGGGAAAUACACUAUAUCAUGGAGAAGUUCAACCGUUUUCAAUUUCUCGAUCCGUCUGCGCAUUUGUACUUUCUUGAAUAGAGGGUUUGCAUGACUGCCAUCUUGCAGGCCAGUGCUUUUGUUCCACAGGGUGUGCACAAAGGUAGUUUCGCUGUGGAACAAGAGUACUACCCUGCAAGACGGCUACCACGCAAAGCCUGUGCAGAUGGAAAGGUCAACUCAUCAUGAAGACUGGACCACUUUUUAAAUUAGAAUUCCUUUUUACUAGCGAGGCUUAUUGUCAUGGUUAAA
Molecule: messenger RNA, 4316 nt
Organism: Acanthaster planci (crown-of-thorns starfish)
Lineage: Eukaryota; Metazoa; Echinodermata; Asteroidea; Valvatida; Acanthasteridae
Product: dnaJ homolog subfamily B member 5-like
Cellular component (GO): cytosol
Molecular function (GO): protein-folding chaperone binding
Source: RefSeq, a predicted model, not a curated record